Acanthopagrus latus (yellowfin seabream) is the source of this 5005-nucleotide messenger RNA. RefSeq names its product rap1 GTPase-activating protein 1. NCBI's taxonomy places the organism in Eukaryota, Metazoa, Chordata, Actinopteri, Spariformes, Sparidae. Gene Ontology annotation, molecular function: GTPase activator activity. Gene Ontology annotation, cellular component: cytoplasm. The record is from RefSeq and is a predicted model, not a curated record. The coding region runs from base 516 to 2618 and encodes 700 amino acids. The transcript is spliced from 27 exons. Gene Ontology annotation, biological process: activation of GTPase activity; regulation of small GTPase mediated signal transduction.
CGAGCAUCAGAUGCGGGCUGAUGCGUGCUGAGGAUUUGGCUGCUUGAGAAACAUCCCGCACACCUCCUCCACCUCGCCGCUGCCUCCAGCACGGACACGAGCGCAAAAUAUCUUCUUUUUUUUAAAAAAAAUGUUUUAUUAUUAUUAUUCCACCGAUGCGACAAUAAUCUCCUCCCUUCAUCUCCUGCAAAUUUAAAACCACUGACCUACCUUUUUUUUUUUUUCUUUUUUCUUUUUUUGUUGGCGCGUUCAUCAUCAUAUCAGCAGUGAGGAGGCGCGUCCACACACACACACACACACAUCACCUCUCCUAAUCCGGCACAAAGGAUCAGCUGACCAGAGGACCGUAAAGCUCGGCAGCUUACAGAAUCGACAAGAGCUUCUCCAGGACCAGAACCUUGUGGAAACAAGAUGGAAGGAUUCCUCGUAUCUCUGAUGAAGUAGAGCCCUCGCGAGCACACUCCCACCCUCCAUUUCCUCUUCCCAUACUUUCAAAGACCUCGGACCUGUUUGCCAUGAUCGAGAGGAUGCAGGGUUGCAGAAUGGAUGAGCAGAGAUGUCCCCUCCCUCCCCCCCUCAAAACAGAAGAGGACUACAUCCCUUAUCCCAGCGUCCAUGAGGUUCUGGGUCGCACUAGCCCCUUUCCACUCAUCCUGCUGCCCCAGUUUGGAGGCUACUGGAUCGAGGGGACCAAUCAUGAGCCUAAAGACGCACCAGAGGCUGAUCAACCCCCAGGUUCUGCCUCCCACAUCAAGCUGGAGACAAACAGCACCGCCAAGAUCUACAGAAAGCAAUUCAUGGGCAAGGAACACUUUAAUUAUUACACCAUGGAUGCCGCCCUGGGCCACUUGAUCUUUUCCAUAAAAUACGAUGUCAUCGGGGAUCAAGAGCAUCUGCGCUUGAUGCUUCGCACAAAGUUUAAAACCUUCCAUGAUGUGAUUCCCAUUUCCUGCCUUACCGAGUUCCCCAACGUGGUUCAGAUGGCCAAGCUUGUUUGUGAAGAAGUAAAUGUGGAUAGGUUUUAUCCUGUCCUCUACCCGAAGGCAUCAAGGCUCAUUGUCACCUUUGACGAGCACGUGAUCAGCAACAACUUCAAGUUUGGAGUCAUUUAUCAGAAGUUUGGCCAGACAUCAGAGGAGGAGCUGUUUGGAAACAUGGAAGAAAGUCCUGCCUUUGUUGAGUUCCUGGAGUUUCUGGGCCACAAGAUUGAGCUUCACGACUUUAAAGGAUUUCGGGGUGGGCUGGACGUCACUCACGGGCAAACGGGGACAGAAUCCGUCUACACAAGUUUCCAUAAUAAGGAGAUUAUGUUCCAUGUGUCCACCAAGCUGCCUUACACGGAGGGAGACUCACAGCAGCUGCAGAGGAAGAGGCACAUAGGCAACGACAUCGUAGCCAUCGUGUUCCAGGAGGAGAACACGCCCUUUGUGCCCGACAUGAUCCAGUCCAACUUCCUGCACGCGUACGUGGUGGUGCAGGUGGAGAAUGCGUGCACGGACAACGUCACCUACAAGGUGUCUGUCACAGCGCGGGAUGAUGUACCUUUCUUCGGGCCUGCUCUGCCUGACCCUGCCAUCUUCAAAAAGGGACUCGACUUCCGCGAGUUCCUAUUUACCAAGCUCAUCAACGCGGAGUACGCCUGCUACAAGGCCGAGAAGUUCGCCAAGCUGGAGGAGCGCACGCGUUCGGCCCUGUUGGAGACUCUGUACGAGGAGCUGCACAUGAACAGCCAGUCCAUGAUGGGUCUGGGUGGAGACGAAGAUAAGCUGGAGAACGGGGGCGGCGGAGGAGCAGGAGGAGGAGGUGGAGGAGGAGGAGGCUUCUUUGAAUCCUUUAAGCGGGUCAUCCGCAGCAGAAGCCAGUCUAUGGACGCCAUGGGCCUCAGUAACAAGAAGUCACACACAGUCUCCACUAGUCACAGUGGCAGCUUUACCCACAAUCCCGCAGAGAGCCCCAAAACCCCGGGGAUUUCAUUGCUUGUUCCAGGGAAAAGUCCCAGUAAAUAUGGACGCCGAGGCAGUGCCAUAGGGAUAGGAACAAUAGAAGAGUCAUUAAUCAUUCCUGGAAAGAGCCCGACCAGGAAAAAGUCUGGGCCCUUCAGCUCCCGCCGCAGCAGCGCCAUUGGCAUCGAGAACAUCCAGGAGGUCCAAGAGAGGAGCCGGGACGUGUCUCCCAACACCCAGAGGACACCGGACAGCGCCCACUUUUCGCAGGAGAACAAAUCGGACAACUCGUCCAAUCACAGUUCGCCAGAAUUCCCUGCCACUAAGAAUAGUCUGGCCAUGUGUUGCAGGGCGGCGUCCAUCCCCGAGGCGCAGGACCUUUCCCGCUCCUCCUCCAACGCCAGCAGCUUCGCCAGCGUGGUGGAGGAGCACGAGGCGGACGAGGAGUACGACACUGGACUGGAAAGUGCGUCUUGUGUUACGCCGCUGAAGAAAGACUCGUUCGCGUUCAGCUCGAUGGAGGACAGUGCGUGUGGUAGCAGCCAGGGAAGUUUUCCAGCCUCUCAUCCUCCACAGCAAGCUGAGGGACUGAAGACAUCCGAGCCGAAAGGGACAGACAGCCAGCCCAAGACAGAGCGACCCUCGCAGGAGCACGGGUCCUCAUCGAACUGUUAGCCACACUCCUGUGAUCACUACAUUGAUGUCCAUUUUCAGCAUUCCCAUAAGAGGCAGCUUUUUUGCCAAAAACAAGCCAAGGGCAUGUGAACUCCACCCCAGAUGCAGAAGAGGAGCAGAAUUAGAAGCCAGAUAAAGAGACUGACAGAUCUUCCUUAGCGUGUUUGGCAUGGAUCUGCUGCAUGUCAAGACAGACACCCAGUUCCAUGGACAGGUACCUACCUAUCGCCCUCAUUCCAGCUCCAUGUGGACCCUCCUUGAACGCUCAAGGCGAAGGAAACCAGACCUCCACACCCAUGCAGGAUCACUGCUGUCUGCCAUCGUGUCAGCUGGCUUAGCAGAGUCAGCCCGGCUGCCUGCUCAUUCUUCUGGCCAGUAAGCUCUAAAAAAAAACCCAAAAAAACCCAAAAAAAAAAAACCUGAUUCCUACUGUCAACACUCCAACGUUGUGUGUGUCCUUGUUUAAAGAUCAGGAUCUGAAACAGGGUUUUUAAUCUUGUGGGGAAAGACACAGAGACCGAUCAGACGACUGUUGUUUGCUGAGCUUGUUAGACAGAAAAGCGGAUCUACGGACAGGAGAGUUGCACCAGAGAGGAAAACAAUUUUUUGUUUUUUUCUGUAAACCUCACAUCCCACUGUGAUAUAGUCCAUGGGUUAAACUUUGAUGUACCGGGUGUGUGUGCGUGCGUGCGUGCGUGCGUGUGUGUGUGCGUGCAUGUGUGUGUGUAUAUGUGUCAGGGCACUUUUUUUGUGUUUUAUCGAUGAUCUAUACUUCUUCUGAGUACUCUGCAGUGGAUAUUUGUCGCGUUUUUAUGACAGCUUCGGUAAAUACGUCCUAUUUUUUUUUGAUGGAGGGUACUUCUGUGAUGCUGUUGUUGGUGGCUGUGAUACUAUUUAGUCACCUUUCUCCUCUUGAAAGGUGAAAUAUACCACGGAAUAUGCACCUGCAAUUUUUAGAUGAAGACGUUUGUUUAAGUCUUUAGAAGAAAAUCAAUAUUUUAACAAAGAUGUAGACUCCACUGAUGCGAUCAAAUUAAAGUGAAAACAUUAUUACUGUCGUGCCCCAACCAGCAACAUGCAUCCUCAGUCCACACUUCAAGGUACAGCUGUUAAGUCCUUUGUCUCCAGAUACUCCUCGUCACACACCACUUGCCGAUUCGAUGUCCGUGUAUGGGUGUGUGUAUACAACAGUACUGUGCAUGGUGUAAAAUCUGCUUGCCAAUAGAAAAAAAAAACAAAAAAAAAAACUCUGUACACUGGUGCCAUGCUUGACAUAGAGAUGUUGUCCCUGUGAUUUGUGUUUUUCUUGAAAACCAGCCAGCAUCUCCGGAUGCAGCGCACAUCCGCUGAUAGAGAGCCAAAUGCCAGUUUCCUACUUUAUUUGUAAAAUGUAAUAAUAUAUGUACGUGACCCCGGCACUACAUUUUUCAGUUAUUUUUCAAAAAAUGCUGACCUUUUGAAAAAAUACAAAACCUGAUUUGUUUGCUUAAUAAGAAUUACACUGUGACUCGUCUUGAAGUUGCCUUUCUAAUGAUUGUGUCGCUGUGGGCUGCUUCGAGGGCAGGGUCGUGUUUAAAGGCGCUGCGUUGCGAACUGGCAACUGAAUGUAAAAAAAAACCCUGGCAGAUAACGUGUUUAUCUGCUCCAGUCAACGUGGUACUGUGUCGACUCCUGGUCAUGGUAAACUUGAGUCUGAGGCAGUUCACCUCUUUUUCCCCGUCAUUGAGGUUGUUGUGAAGGAAAGCACUGAUGCAGUUUGAGCUGAGUUGUUUUAUUUCGGUUAUAUGACCGAAGCAGACAUGCGGUUUAUUGUCUGUAGUGAAUUAAAGACAGCAUUUAUAUGAAACGUUUUAUGAAAGUAGAAAAGUUUUAAGACACCAGACCAAAUGCAAAACUGCCUACAAACUGUAUUCAUCAAGCUGUUAGUAGCUACAAAACACUGGACAAAGUAACAGUUUGCAUUUGACUCUACACAAAAAAAAAUGGCAUUAGAAACAAAAUAUACAGACUUUCUGUAACAAGUACACGUUUGUGUAUUACAGCCUUUAUGAAAAGAGAUGAUUUCAAAUGAUUUUCCUCUGAACUUUGGAAAUGCUUGAGUAGAUGAAGUGCGCCCUCUCGUGGCUCUGUAUUAUUAUAGCACAUCACUAUGUGGUACCAUUCAUCUCGCUGUGCUUGCACUGUGGGCCGACAGCCGGCCCGAACCACAACAUGAUUGGGAGUGAAUCCUCUAUGUGCUCAAUUCAAAUGAUUGUAUUUCUCGUAUUUGGGUUCUUGUCUGCUUAAGCCCUUGUUCAAAAGACCUUGUUUGUAAAUAUUGCUUUUCAUCCUUUUUUUGUAAAUAAAGCCAACGAAAAUGUUUAAUAAAGAUGAAGAUGCAUACGGUA